AGAAAGGAAGCCUCUGUUGUCAGCAGCAACACAACCUUGUGCUUCGGAGAGAGAGUGAGAAGAGAGAGAAAAUGAGUCGCGGAGCAGGAGCUGGUGGAGCGAAGGGGAAGAAGAAGGGAGCGAGCUUCGUGAUCGAUUGCGCGAAGCCCGUUGAGGAUAAGAUCAUGGACAUCGCAUCUCUCGAGAAGUUCCUUCAAGAGAGGAUCAAGGUCGGAGGCAAAGCCGGUGCUCUCGGCGAUUCCGUCACCGUUACAAGGGACAAGUCCAAGAUCACCGUCACCUCCGAUUCCAGCUUCUCCAAGCGUUACCUGAAAUACUUGACUAAGAAGUACUUGAAAAAGCACAAUGUGAGGGAUUGGCUUCGUGUGAUCUCCUCCAACAAGGACAGGAAUGUGUAUGAGUUGAGAUACUUCAACAUUGCCGAGAAUGAGGGUGAAGAGGAAGAGUGAACAAUCUAGUUUUCUGUCACAAGACAUUAUCCAUUAGGCGUAUUUAUUGUGGAGUCUAUCUAAAUCUAUCUGUUGUGUUUUUUGGUUAACUUUGUGACUGGUUGCUUCAGAAUUACUGAAUUUAUUUUUCGAAUCAACUUUUUGUCCCAAUGAAAGCUUGAUAGUAAUUUUUU
This is a messenger RNA of Arachis duranensis, 622 nucleotides long. Its product is annotated as 60S ribosomal protein L22-2. Gene Ontology annotation, biological process: cytoplasmic translation. The record is from RefSeq and is a predicted model, not a curated record. Lineage: Eukaryota; Viridiplantae; Streptophyta; Magnoliopsida; Fabales; Fabaceae. Gene Ontology annotation, molecular function: structural constituent of ribosome; RNA binding. Bases 72 to 449 code for a protein of 125 amino acids. Gene Ontology annotation, cellular component: ribosome. The transcript has 2 exons.